Messenger RNA from Colias croceus (clouded yellow), 1439 nucleotides. RefSeq names its product dentin sialophosphoprotein-like. The transcript has a single exon. Gene Ontology annotation, cellular component: centrosome. Gene Ontology annotation, molecular function: protein binding. NCBI's taxonomy places the organism in Eukaryota, Metazoa, Arthropoda, Insecta, Lepidoptera, Pieridae. The coding region runs from base 99 to 1439 and encodes 446 amino acids. The record is from RefSeq and is a predicted model, not a curated record.
AUGUAGGUACCUUGACUCUUGAGAAAAAUUAAAAAUAUAUAAAAUAAAUAAUAAACUUGUUAUUUAUUUGAAUCGAAAAUAACUUGGUUUUAUAUGCAAUGGCACAGCCAGAAGAUACCGAACUAAGAGACUUAGUAAUUGAAUCGUUAGAGAAGAAUGGAUCCCUUGCUAAAAUACGCGCGUUGUUACGGGCUAAUAUCUUUUUAGCAUUCGAGGAUGACUGCGAGAAUAUAAAACAAAAUGAGUGUUUGGAUAACAUUUUAAAACUGCCAGAAGGAGUUCUAUCAUUGUCAAUAAUACAUGAGUUUUUGGAGUUUUGUAAUUUAAAAAAUACGUUGUUUGUUUACAUGUCAGAAACACGACAAGGAAAAGAAUACACAUACAGAGGUGAGCGAAGUAUAAACGAAAUGCUUCAAAUAAAUCAAACGAACAAGGAAAAGGAGCCCAUUCUCGUUACUAUUCUACGGUAUUUUUUAAAGUCGCAUAAUGAUUUGAAGCAUGAAAGUUCACGUGAGAGUUGUGAUCAUGGGGAUCAUUCGACGUAUAUUGUCAAUCAAGAAACUAGUUCCUCUACGAGCCAAUCUCAAUCUGGUAAUUCUUCUGAUGAGAAACAUCGCCUGGACUUAAGAUUAAACUUGGACAACUCUGAUACAGAUACCUCUAGCGACUCAACUGGAAACAAGAAUAGCUCAGAAUAUGUUCCUAAUCAACACAUAGUUUUAAGUGAUAUCGAUAAUAACAAGGCUGUGGUACAAAAGAUUUCAGCAAGCAUAUUAUCAGGAAAUGUAAGUAGCAAUGAACAAAACAAAAUGCCAACUGAAAAACAUGAUUUGAAAGUGAACACUAGCAGUGAAUCUACUUCUUACGUUGAAUUGAAACCAUUUAACUCACAAGAUGAAAAGUUACUGAAUACAACAGGUAUUCCACAUGCUGAUUCAAAGGUGAGUACAGGACGUCAGUCUAACACAUCUCAUGGAUCUCAAAUAGAGUUAGUUCAAACUUUGAGUAGCGCAUCAUCUGAAUCUUUGAAGCGUGAAGUUAGUGUGUGUAAGGAUGGAGCUGGUACCAAAAAAUCACCAGAUCAUUCACUCAAAUAUGACACACCUGAAUAUAGUUAUGAUUUCUCCUCACCUCUUCUUUCUGGAACUACUGAACAAAAUGUGAAAGAUAAAAAACGAGUUAGUACAAGCUCUCAAUGCGAUAAACAUUCAUCACCUCGCUCACAGAGUUCCAUUUCUAUAUCAGAUGUAACAGACUUGGUCAGCGAGAAAAGUUUUAGUGGGCAAAGUAGAAAUAAUUUAAAAAAUAAAGGUAAUAGCAAUGCAGAGAAGACUAAGAGCCCAGAUAAUAACAGCUUGAAGUCCAGCAAUGACUCUGGUGAUUUUUCUGAAUCUCCCAUACCAUCUAUAUCAAAGUCUCUAUCUAUAUUUAAGUCUUGA